Molecule: messenger RNA, 1768 nt
Organism: Nerophis lumbriciformis (worm pipefish)
Lineage: Eukaryota; Metazoa; Chordata; Actinopteri; Syngnathiformes; Syngnathidae
Biological process (GO): regulation of transcription by RNA polymerase II
Cellular component (GO): nucleus
Molecular function (GO): DNA-binding transcription activator activity, RNA polymerase II-specific; RNA polymerase II cis-regulatory region sequence-specific DNA binding
Source: RefSeq, a predicted model, not a curated record
UCCAGCGGGUGUCAGCGGGGAGUCAUGAAGAGGAGUGGCACACCAGUGUGGGACAGAAGGAGCUACAGGCCCCCUCCCACAUUAAAGAGGAGCAGCUUCAUGAUGAAGAUGAAGCUCAGUCCUUACAGCUUCAUCACAGUCAAAGUGAGGAGAACAGAGGGGCGGAGCUUGUAAGUCAACACAUCACAGAAGCUGAUGGAGAGCAUUGUGAAGAUAUCAAGUCAGAACCAGACAGCAUCUUUGCUCCACUGUCAGACAUGGACCACAUGAUGUCACACUCUUCUGAUCACAGUGACCACAUCCAAAAACCUUUGGAGAGUAAAAAUGACUCUAAAGGUGAUACGAGACAUCACACUAACAACAAACACUUUGACUGCUCUGAAUGUGGGAAAUCAUUUAGAUGGAAUAGUCAUUUUACAGUACACAUGAGAGUACACACUGGAGAGAAACCUUUUGCUUGCUCAGCUUGUGCUAAAAGAUUCAACACUAAGAAUGAAAUGAUAUUACACAUGAGAACACACACAGGUGAAAAACCUUUUACUUGCUCUGUUUGUAAGAAGAGUUUCUACAGCAAGCAAAUCAUGACCACACACAUGAGAACACACACUGGAGAGAAACCUUUUGCUUGCUCAGCUUGUGCUAAAAGAGUCAACACUAACAAUGACAUGAUAUUACACAUGAGAACACACACUGGUGAGAAACCUUUUACUUGCUCUGUUUGUAAGAAGAGUUUCUCCAGAAAGCAAAUCAUGACCAGACACAUGAGAACACACACUGGAGAGAAACCUUUUUCUUGCUCAGCUUGUGCUAAAAGAUUCAACACUAACAAUGACAUGAUAUUACACAUGAGAACACACACAGGUGAGAAACCUUUUACUUGCUCUGUUUGUAAGAAGAGUUUCUCCAGAAAGCAAAUCAUGCCCAGACACAUGAGAACACACACUGGAGAGAAACCCUUUUCUUGCUCAGCUUGUGCUAAAAGAUUCAACACUAACAAUGACAUGAUAUUACACAUGAGAACACACACUGGUGAGAAACCUUUUGCUUGCUCUGUUUGUAAGAAGAGUUUCUCCAGAAAGGAACACAUGACCACACACAUGAGAACACACACUGGAGAGAAACCUUUUGCUUGCUCAGCUUGUGCUACAAGAUUCAACACUAAGAGGAAAAUUAUAUUACACAUGAGAACACACACAGGUGAGAAACCUUUUAAUUGCUCUGUUUGUAAGAAGAGUUUCUCCAGUAAGGAACACAUGACCACACACAUGAGAGCACACACUGGAGAGAAACCUUUUGCUUGCUCAGCUUGUGCUAAAAUAUUCAACACUAAGAAUGAAAUUAUAUUGCACAUUAGAACACACACAGGUGAGAAACCUUUUACUUGCUCUGUUUGUAAGAAGAGUUUCUCCAGAAAGACACACAUGACCACACACAUGAGAACACACACUGGAGAGAAACCGUUUAGUUGCACUGUGUGUGAUAAGAUGUUCAGGUAUAAGUAUCAGGUCAGUAAUCACAAGUGUGUAACAGUCAUGGAAGCUGCAGGGAUGUAAAAACACUUAAACAGUGAUUGUGCUAAAUGUAGUUUAAAAACACAGCAUGUUUAAUAUGAAUGUAUAUUUGAUGUUGUAUGUAGUGCUUCUCAUCUUCUAGUCUUAUAUGUUGUCCUGUACUUACUUUAUAGUUGUGUGCAUGUAUUGAAUAUUAUAUAUGUAGCUACUAUUGUAUUUUAUUUUAUCAUUGUUGAAGAGAGGACAUCUUAUUUUCA